AGUAUAAGAUUGAUUAGCAGUCAGAAGGGAUAAGUAUGUAUCUAAGUAAGUAGUGCUGAAAUGCAAGGCUUGUAAGAGUCAGCUUAGCCAUACUCAGUCAUAGGCUUAAGAAAUGCUUGACAUAAGUCAGUGACCAAAGAAUGACCCUAUGCCACAAGAUUAUGGGAAAAGAUGUGCCUGUGUGUGGUAUUGAGAAAAAUUAACCGUAAGAAUAAUUUUAACUGCAAAAUACCCAGGAGUCACAUUGUUCUAACACAUGGCCAACCUGCAGGGUGCAGUAAGCAAUGCGUAAAUCCUAAUGAGGAUAAAAAGGAGCUAUAAGCAACCUAUGAAAAAUGGGGGACCCCAAUAUUCUUGGGGGACACCAUACAAAUAAGGAAAAAGCGGGGGCACCUUCAUGCACAGACGCAGACAGUAGGAGCAGUCAGAAUUACAAGAUAAAAGAAGGCUCCCAGAUUGGGAAACCUGAGUUCCCCUAUGGGAAAACUCCAGCAGGAACCCUUCCUUUACUGAUGAUCAAUUGGCAAGGCAGCCAUCAGACCCUAAGAAUAUCGUUAAGGAUCAUCAGAAAGAGGGAGAACACUGAAUCCUCGGGAACAGCUGCUUCACCUACAAAGAUAAAGACCACACAACUUCAUUACAAAAUACCAGCAGAAAACAAAGCCAAAACUGCAUUUUGUAUUGAUCUAAUUCCAAUUAAAUCAGACCAGAUUACUGAACAAGGCAGUCUACACAGACACGUUUUUCCUUCUAGAUCAGGCUGCUCCCCAAGACUCAUUCCUCCUGUGAUGCUCAUAAGAAGCGAAUCAACAGAAAAUAUUAAAAUAUAUAAGGAUCUAAUUCCAUGGUCCUUUUUAAAGCCAAACUCCAGCUGUGCUGAGUGGGAAUUUUGCUCAACUGUGCCCAAUCCAGGAUUAGGGUCCCACAGUGACAGGCGCUGUACAAAUAAGUAA
This is a messenger RNA of Mauremys reevesii (Reeves's turtle), 953 nucleotides long. RefSeq lists its product as uncharacterized. Lineage: Eukaryota; Metazoa; Chordata; Testudines; Geoemydidae. The record is from RefSeq and is a predicted model, not a curated record. The transcript has 5 exons. Bases 336 to 953 code for a protein of 205 amino acids.